AUGGUUCGAGGUCAUAAUUUAUCCAUUGACACAGUUGCCGCUUCACUAGAUAACAGUGUGAAUCAUUCAAGCUUCGAUGAUGACGACUAUCUGACUUCUUCACCUUCAAUUAUUGAAGAAGAAAUUGAUUUUACUCUAGUCUAUGCCUUACAUACCUUUCAUGCAACGGUUGAGGGUCAAGCUAACGUCGUGAAAGGAGAUUCAUUAAGUUUGUUGGAUGACUCGAAUAGUUAUUGGUGGCUAGUUAAAGUUUUACCAAGUGAUGAAAUUGGAUAUAUACCUGCUGAAAAUAUUGAAACACCGUACGAAAGGCUAGCAAGAUUGAAUAAACAUCGAAAUAUCAAUUUAACAUCCUCACAAAACAAUACUGAAUCGGAUAACUCGAUUUCUAAAAUUUCAACAAAUCAAGUAAAGGCUGUCACUUUUGCAUCUCCAUUAUUUUUUGUAGCGGCAUCAGUCGUACAGCAUGAGAAAAUAAGUGAUGCACAAUUAGUAAAUGAACCGGAGGAAAUAAAACAUGCUGAUAAGCAAGUAAUAAAUUCUGAAAGUAAUCAUUCUAUGAGUCAAGAUAAUCAUAGGGCAUCCAAUAAUUCCGAUAGAAUGUCCAAUAAUUCCGAUAGAACAUCCACCAAUUCUGAUAGAACAUUCAAUGAUUCCAAUAGAACUUCCAAUAAUUCCGAUAGAACCUCUAAUAAUUCCAUUAAAGUAACAGGAAGCGAAACUGUUGAAUUAAAUGUUAAAAGAACGGAUGAUCAACAAUAUGAACAAGAAAUGAAUCAACAACAUAGACAAAAGAAUCAACAAAAUAAACAACAUGGGCAACCACAAUCAGUGAUAUCACAACAAAGUGAUGACAUUAGACAAUCAUCACAACGGUCGCAAGCAUACCAAAUGAAAAAGCAAUCUGGACAAUUAGAAAACAAUUUAGUGUACGAUCAGUCAACGCGCAAUCCUAAUUCCUCGAACCAUAACAUACAAGAUGUCAUAGACAACAAAGGUGAAACCAUUAAAGUGUCAUUAACUCCAGCUUUAGGUAGCGACUUCAUUGAUUUCUCGGAUGAGGAAGAGGAAGGGAAUAGAAUAAAGACAAGACCUGGUAGAUCUCUCGAAAAAGUGGGUAAUGAUAAUGAGCUUAUAAGAACUAAUAUAGCAUCCAGUGAAUCCAUUAAGAUUGCAGAAGAAGAAGAACCUGUCAAACAGGUUUCUCCUGUGUCGACACCUGCAUCAACACCUAUGGCUGAUAAUGUUAGACGAGGUAAUCAAUCGCCUUCUUCCACGCCAUCUCCGCAAAAUAAUUCCAAAGCUCAACGUCUCAGUCCCUUGAUGAAUAACCAACAGUCUCAGUCUCCGCAACUUGGUUCUUUACCAAAUCGAUCAUCUCCACAGGCUGGAUCCAUAACAAAUCGGUCACAAUUUCAGCAAGUUGGUUCAUUGCCAAAUCAAAAUCAAGGCCAACAGCAAUCACAAAGAAACCAGAUCCCACAUCAGAUAGAUCCUCGAUCACAACUAAAUCAAUCUCAGAAACAAUCACAAAAUCAAUCACAAUUUCAACCUCAAUUACAACGACAGCCUCAGAUAUCUCCAAACCUACAACAGUCCCAGAUACAGCAACAAACAUCAAACAAAGGACUUCCGAAAGUUCAACAAGUAUCUAUUAGUGAACCGCCAAUUCAAGUAAUUCAACGUGAUUCUGGCUCAAUUCAACAAGAGACUUUACAGGUUUCUGCACAAGAUGCAGUUCAAUCAAUAAAAAUAAGAAACUCUCCAUCUCCCAUACGAGUUGUUCAACAUACACCAUCCGAAAGAUCAAUUACUCCUUUGACUCCUAUUAGUCCUUUUUAUAGUGUAAUUCGAAUAUUUGCUGGUCAAAAUAUUUUAUCAAAUGAAGAAUCAAAACUAUUUUUAUUAAGCCCGACUACAAUCACCUCUACACUCAUUAAGCAAGCAUUACACCGAUUUAAAUUGGAUGAUGUAGAGGAUUGGGAAAGUUAUCAUAUAACGAUUAAAGAAACUAAUAAAGACCAAAUUCAAUUAAUGCCUGACGAUCUCCCAUUUGAAGUCUUUCAUUCAUUAACAUCUAAUAAUCCUGUAACAUUACCUUCAAUCAGAAGGAGUUCUGUUGGAUCUGUUUCUUCAACUACCUCAAAUUUAUCUGAUAUCAGUGUAAUCAAACAAUUAGGAUUACAAAAUGAGAAGGACUAUAUUACCUUCUUUUUAAAUAGACGUUCAAAAAGAGGCAGUCGAACUUCAGGCGAGAGAAAAUUACGUGUGCGGGUGCUGGUUUAUAAUGAUGAUUUACCUAUUCACUUAAGGAACAACAAACAACACAUACCAAGAACUUCUAUGUCUGUUCCUAAACAUCUCGCUGAAAAGGCUGCAAGACGACGUUCAAGAGAAGAAGGCAAGCCCAGAGAAAAGGUUGUUAUGGUUUCUGGGCUUGCGACUGUUAGGCAAAUUAUAGAAAAAGCUAUGGAUAAAUUUGAAAUUACUGAUGGUAUUGUUGAUGAUGGCAAAAGGAUUUCAGAUACUGAUGAUAGACCGCGAUAUCAAUUAAUGGUUAUUGUUGAUGGAGAAGAAAAACCUCUUGACUCCGAAAUAAAUGUAAUUUCGGUUUAUCCAACAGCGCCGAAGCUCCAUCAUAUAUCAGUAGAUUCUGUAGACUCAUCUUCAUCCUUGGCAUUAGAUUAUCGGCCGGAUGAACCAAUGUUCGUUCUAAAACUUUUGCGACCUGAGGAUCGUCAAACACGUGCAAUGCCUGCUGCUUCUAAUAUAAAUCGAUUUACUCAAAAUUCAAACGUUCUAACACAUAAUUUAAAUAAAAAAAACGAACUAAAGACAAAUGACGAUAUAGUAAAUAAACGUAAACAGUUUAUCGAGCAGCAACGUAAACAGCUUAUCGAGCAGCAACGUGAAUACAGCCGUGAACAACAAAGAUCUAUUCUUUCUGCACAUAAAAAUACUUCACAAGGUGUUGAUAUUGUUACGAAAGUUGGUGCCAUUCGAAGUUCUCGUAUUUUUGGUGCCAAAGUUCGAUAUUCUUUUAUUCCAACAAAAGGAGAAGAAAUCGAUAUUAGUGACCUAAUUGAAGAUAUUUUGGGUGAUGAUGAUGAAAUUUUAAAUUCAGAUGAACAAAGCGACUCAUCCGUUAAUGACCAUUACAAUAAUAAUCAAGACAGAAAGAGAAGAGAUCAAUUUCGUAAAAGCACAACACAAGAUGUAGAUAUUUUAGUAAAGAUGAUAAAUAGUGCGCAUAAUAAUAAUGGAAAUGUUGUAAAAUCUUUCGAGGAAAGAAUUGAGCGUGUUCUGCAACAAGUUGAUCGAUAUGGUAAUGGCAUGGUGCCAAAUCUUGCAACUGCUUUACGUGAAACAUCAGAACAAUCAUUCCGGCAAAAUUCAAUUAACAAUUCACAGAAAGAUGUACCAGUACUUAAUGAACGUUCUAAUAGUCUAUCAAGUAGUUGGUCUUUUCCAUCACCAACACGUUCUACUGCCACGCCUGAUGAUUUUAGUAAUGAUUUUGAUGAUGAAGACGACGAUUCAGUAUCAGAAUUGUAUUCUUCAAGAUUUAAAAAUUUACCAUCAUUAACAAUAGAAAGAUCACAAUCUCAAGAGUCUCUUUCUCGAACGCCCCAUAAAUCAAGACAAAGAUCAUUCUCUUCUGCAUCAAACAAUUCUAUAAACACUAACACUACCUUAGAUUCAAUAACACCAGGAAACCACCUUCCAUUAUUUAGAAAGUCAUCUACUGCCUCUUCAUUUACGGACAGUGAUUGGAUAUUAACAGAUGACUUUGGGUUACAAGAAUUAUUGAUACUUGUCAGAUCCGGGGUAAAUAUGUUAGAAUUAAAAGAAAGGAGAAGAAGUGGAUGGCAAAUACAUGAGGAUCCUGAAAAAAUAUUACAUGCGAUUAAACUCACGGAUAUUAGAAAUGAUAUUAGGGACGUUUUUGAUAAUGUUAACAAUGAAUUGGAUCAAUUAGAACAAGAACUCGACCAACUUAUGGAUGAUGCUAUAAAGGUUUUCUAG
Messenger RNA from Cetraspora pellucida, 4026 nucleotides. The record is from the annotation of a GenBank genome assembly. Lineage: Eukaryota; Fungi; Glomeromycota; Glomeromycetes; Diversisporales; Gigasporaceae.